This is a messenger RNA of Microdochium trichocladiopsis, 1144 nucleotides long. RefSeq lists its product as uncharacterized. Lineage: Eukaryota; Fungi; Ascomycota; Sordariomycetes; Xylariales; Microdochiaceae. Bases 81 to 833 code for a protein of 250 amino acids. The record is from RefSeq and is a predicted model, not a curated record. The transcript has a single exon.
CUUUCCUUUCUUUUCCCCGGGGGAAACACAGUGGAACGACAGCAGGGACGAACGACGAUACCGGAGGGGUUGUGCGCGGGAUGGAGGUCCCGCUUGUCUUGGAUGACGGGUCGAUUCCUAGUCCCCGGUGGAGACGGGAGAGUGCGUCGUCGCUUGCGAGGACGGGAGGAGUGAACAGGGAGGCUACCGGGCUGGUGCCCGGCUUUGUUGCUACGGCAGGUGGUUCGCAGCUGGAGAUGCGACGCUUGUUGUCGGCUGUGCUGACCGAUGGCCUAGUGGAGUGUUGUCCUGGCCUGGAGGGCUGUCCCGGGGGGGGCUCCGAGGACUCUGAGGAGUGGCGCUGCUGCGUGUAUGAGAGGUGCAGGGCGCACCUCAGCUUGAAGCAGGAGGCGGGUUAUUUUCCUGUGCUAGCGUGGCGGACGGCUGUCCGUGCAGUGGAUCUGGUGUCGCUGUAUGCGAUGUCUUGUUCCCUUGCGGGGGGUAAGGGAGACGGUGUCACGCUGCGGGAGCAGCCGUGGAACUACCAGUCAGGGGCGUAUACUACUGUUGUCCGUAUGGACAUGUACCGUGUCCUCGGGGACCAGCAACGAAGGAGGAUCCGUGGUUGGCAGACUACGUACCGGCACGGGAAGUGUUUCUCUGACCUCCUCGUGUAUGAGGUGGAGGUGUUGGCCUCGCCUUGUGGGCCUCGGCAUGGGUCCACUAGCGUUUCUGUCUCUCGCGAUGGUCACUGUGACUGGGUAGUCCAGUGGAUGGCGUUCCUGGGAGGCGUGCAGCGUAAGGUUUCGCAUCAUGUCUGGUGCCCUGGAGGGAAGGGCACGCUGGUCUUGUGAUCUGUCUUCGCUCUGUGAGCGCUGGUGUUGUCGCGCCAGUGAUGCUCUCUAGUGUCCCGAAGGUGUGGUUUCUGCUGGAACCGGCAGAGCUUUUUGGUGUGGAAAGACACGGUGUUGUUUCCGCCGAGCUGCAGUGUCGGUGGUGGAAGUGCAGCUGACUUGGUGUCGCUCUAUGCGCCAUGUGUAGCACACAACUGAGUGAUGACGUGUAGGAAUGGAGUAGAUGAAAUGCAAAGAGGAAGGAACAGCGUGUAUCGUAGUAGUAAUAGAAUGGGACGGAUUACUAAAUGAAAUGAGAGGAACAGUAGGCC